This is a messenger RNA of Cryptococcus wingfieldii CBS 7118, 2583 nucleotides long. Its product is annotated as RNA polymerase II subunit A domain phosphatase. Gene Ontology annotation, cellular component: nucleus. The transcript is spliced from 13 exons. Gene Ontology annotation, molecular function: RNA polymerase II CTD heptapeptide repeat phosphatase activity. The coding region runs from base 1 to 2583 and encodes 860 amino acids. The record is from RefSeq and is a predicted model, not a curated record. Lineage: Eukaryota; Fungi; Basidiomycota; Tremellomycetes; Tremellales; Cryptococcaceae.
AUGUCCGAUCCGCCAACCACCAUAUCCCUCCCGCCCUCUCUGCCAUACCCCGUCACCAUCACCCGCCUCAUCGCCAACCCCGGCGACCCCUUACGCCGGGGAUCUCGGCUGCUCGAGUAUUCCUUCAUGUCGUCUGACCAGCGAGAACGGAUAUCAAAGAGACGAGCGCAAGGGAGGACGGCGGAUAAGGGGAAGGGGGAGAUUGAAGGGGAUGAUAUGGUGGGGUCUUGGGAUAGUUUGAUCGAGGGAGAUGCUGUGGCGUGGAAAGGCGCGAAAGUCGGGCUGGUGGUCGAGAAGAGGGACGCGAGCAAUAUAGUACUCAGUAUCCAGCAAGCAUGCUCCCAUCCUGUUCAGCUUCAUGGAAUGUGCGGUGUCUGUGGUGCCGAUCUGACGGCGUUCAAUACAUCUCAAGCAGGCCCCUCCCGCCACCCUGGUGGAUUCGAGAUAGCACACGACUCUAUGGGAGUUACAGUCUCGAAGAAUGCACGUUUCGCCCUCCUUUCUUUUGAGGCUCAACGGCUCGAGAACCUUACUCGAAACGCCCUCCUCGACACCCGCCGACUCUCUCUCAUUGUAGAUCUUGACCAGACAAUUAUCCACACGACUGUAGACCCCACCGUUGCCGAAUGGAUGGAGCAGAUCGAAAGACAGAAGGAAAGGGAUGCAAAGACGAAAGCGGGGGAGAGGAAUCCGAAUACGGAGGCGCUGGAUGAUGUUGCGAAAUUUCAGAUCGCGGAUGACUUGCCGGCAGAGUACGCCAAGCUCAAGAGCAAGGCUGGACCGGGGAGUAAACCUGUUGAGAGCGGAGGGAGGUGGUACUUUACCAAGCCUAGGCCGGGUCUGCAAAAGUUUCUCGAUGAGAUGUCGGAGUUGUACGAAAUGCACGUCUACACCAUGGGGACGAGGACAUACGCCGAUGCGAUUUGUCAGGUGAUAGAUCCCGAUGGCAAGAUCUUUGGCGGUAGAAUAUUGAGUCGAGAUGAGAGCGGAAGCUUCAGCUCGAAAAAUCUCAAGCGUUUAUUUCCCACCGAUACUAGUAUGGUUGUAGUCAUUGACGAUAGGUCUGACGUCUGGGGAGAUUGCCCCAAUCUGGUCAAAGUCGUUCCUUACGAUUUCUUCCUCGGUAUCGGCGAUAUCAACUCGUCAUUCCUACCCGCCAACAAAUCUACUCCCCCGCCAUCGUCUGCCGCCAAAGCCUCUCCCGCUCCUUCCGGUACCUCGCCAUCUCCUCCUUCGCCUUCUCUUACAGUUGGCGAAAGUGCUGCUUCGACUCCUUCACCUACGACACCCUCGUCCGUCACGGCGGAGGUCGAGCCGACGAGAGAAGAAGAGUUGGUAAUGAAGGCAAAGUUGAUGGAUGAAGUCAGUAGCGAGCGACCUUUGGCGAAGCUUCAAGAAGAGCUGGAGCAUGCGGGGGAAGGCGAGGGGGGGGAGAAGGGGGUGAAGGAGUCCUCGACACGUUUGGUGACGUCGGAGGAGUUCAAGGAGAGGUCGUCUUCACCGAGCAAAGUCCCGAAACCGCUGCUCAAUCCUCACGACUACGAACUCAUCAGAGUUGCGGAGAUCUUGACUGAAAUACAUGGCCGGUUCUACAGCGGGUUUGACGCUAUCGAGAAUUGGAAGCCGACGAACACUUUGCCCAUGAACUGUGAUGUAGAGUUUAUCAUUCCCGAGAUCAAAGCGGAAGUGUUGGAAGGGUGCACCCUUGUCUUUUCCGGUAUGAUUCCUCGGGAAGUGAACCCGGCCAACACCACCAUCUGGCAAACGGCAGAAUCCUUCGGCGCCCUGAUAACCCCCUCACUCACCCCUCGCACCACCCACCUCGUCACCGCUGUUUUCAACACCGAAAAGACAUGGCGCGCUUCCAAGAUGCCGCAUGUCAGUACUGUUUGGGGAGAGUGGUUUUGGGAUAGUGUGGCGUUGUGGAAGAGACAGGAUGAGGGGAAGUAUUUGGCAAAGAAGGAAGGGAGCGAGCCGGAGAAGGAAGAGAAGAAGGGCGGGCAAGUUGCCGAGUCACAGCCCGAGGGCGGGGCGGAGCAAAGAAAAGGAGAAGGGGGGGAGGAGAAUAAGGAUAUGAACGACGAUACCCAAGUGGGGACUGGGUGGGACGAGGAAGCGGAGAAGGAAUGGGAAGAUUUCAUGGCGGGCGAGGAUGAUUGGUCGGAGGAUGGGAGUGUGGCGGCGAGCGAGGCGGGGAGUGUGAGGAGUAUCGGGAGUGCUCCGUCGACGCCUAGUCGGAAAAGGGUGAGGUAUGCGGAUGAGGAGUUCUUGCCGCUGGAGGACUUUAAGGACCCGUCGCCGCAGGAUUCGCUCGAACCCGAGUCAAAACGGCGCAAACCGCUCCUUCUUGAAGACGCAAAGCCAGGCGAAGACAUCCCGGAAGCGAACCGAAUGCAAUACAAAGCGAAGGGGUCGUAUGGAAAAGGCAAGGAUGAGGCGAAAGGCGAACAGGGUGAAACUGGGACGUCGGGGGUGGAAGACGACAGCUUUAACGUUGGGGGAGGAGAAGGAGAUGACGAGUUUGCGCAGAUGCUCAUGGACAGCUUGGCCGACGGCGAAGAGGUCGAGGACGAAGACGAAUAG